UCUCUUUUUUUUUCAUUCGCAGCUCAACAUGCAGAAAAAAGACGACUUUCCACAUGAUUUCCUGCCUGGCUUCCAACAUUUCGCCACGCAGGCCAUCCAUGUGGGCCAGGAACCAGAGCAAUGGCGCUCUCAGGCUGUAGUGCCCCCUAUCUCACUGUCCACCACGUUCAAGCAGGGAGCACCCGGUCAGCACUCGGGUUUUGACUAUAGCCGUUCUGGAAAUCCCACCAGGAAUUGCUUGGAAAAGGCAGUAGCAGCACUGGAUGGGGCUAAGUACAGUUUGGCAUUUGCUUCAGGUUUAGCAGCUACUAUGACUAUCACCCAUCUUUUAAAAGCAGGAGACCAAAUUAUUUGCAUGGAUGAUGUAUAUGGAGGUACCAACAGAUACUUCAGCCAGGUGGCAUCUGAAUUUGGAUUAAAAAUUUCUUUCGUUGACUGUUCCAAAACCAAAUUGCUAGAGGCAGCAAUUACACCAGAAACCAAGCUUGUUUGGCUUGAAACUCCUACAAACCCUAUCUUGAAGAUGAUUGACAUUGAAGCUUGUGCACAUAUUGUCCAUAAACAUGGAGACAUUAUCUUGGUCGUGGAUAAUACUUUUAUGUCAGCAUAUUUCCAACGGCCUUUGUCUCUGGGAGCUGAUAUUUGCAUGUAUUCAGCAACAAAAUACAUGAAUGGCCACAGUGAUGUUGUAAUGGGCUUAGUGUCUGUUAAUUCUGAGAAUCUGCAUAACAGGCUCCGUUUCUUGCAAAACUCUCUUGGAGCGGUUCCAUCACCUCUUGACUGUUACCUUUGCAAUCGAGGUCUAAAGACUCUUCAAGUCCGAAUGGAUAAGCAUUUUGAAAAUGGAAUGGCAGUUGCUCAGUUUCUGGAAUCUAAUCCCAGGGUAGAAAAGGUUCUUUAUCCUGGACUACCCUCUCACCCACAGCAUGAGUUGGCGAAGCGUCAGUGCACAGGGUGCCCAGGGAUGAUCUCCUUCUAUAUUAAGGGCUCUCUUCAGCAUGCCGAGACUUUCCUCAAGAGUUUAAAGAUAUUUACUCUGGCUGAGAGCUUGGGAGGAUUCGAAAGUCUCGCUGAGCUUCCGGCAAUUAUGACCCACGCAUCUGUUCCGAAGAAUGCCAGAGAUGUUCUAGGAAUUAGUGACACAUUGAUUCGACUCUCUGUGGGCUUAGAAGAUAAAAAAGACCUAUUGGAGGAUCUAGAUCAAGCUUUGAAGGCAGCACACUCUCCAAGCCAUCACUAACAUUCCAAGACUGCUGUUAGAAGGUGCUUCUUGAGAAGAUCACAUCUUCUGAAUAAUCAAAUGGACAUUAAUGAGCCCUCACAGAAUUACAAAGUGAAAAUUUUAAAUCACCUCAUUACCUUUCAAAACUGUACCUUUCCAGGGACCACCCCUGUUAAAAAGAGUUUCUUAUUUCUCUUAUUAUAAUGGACAAGUCAGUUCUGUUAAUAUCUUUUCCUUUAUUUGCUAUACAUUUGCCUUUGAAGGAUGAGAUUUGUGCUGCUUUGGGGAAUGAUGGGUUUUUUUUCAUAGCUUAAGAUUCGUUUUGAUCAUGUUUACAAUAUAAUGGUAAUUCGUUUUUGAUAUUUUCUGAAGAAGUUAAAUUAUUAAUGAGUAUUCUUCAAUCAAGUGUGAAUUUUGCAUGUUGUUGGAAACAGCAAUGGUUUACACUUUAUUACAAUAAGCCAGAAUUUCCAAAUGCUUGAAAGGUCUACUGUGAACUUCUGAUGAUUUAAGUUUGUACUUAAUAUUUUUUGAAAAAAUAAAUC
Messenger RNA from Orycteropus afer afer, 1767 nucleotides. RefSeq names its product cystathionine gamma-lyase. Gene Ontology annotation, biological process: transsulfuration. Lineage: Eukaryota; Metazoa; Chordata; Mammalia; Tubulidentata; Orycteropodidae. The record is from RefSeq and is a predicted model, not a curated record. Gene Ontology annotation, cellular component: cytoplasm. Gene Ontology annotation, molecular function: cystathionine gamma-lyase activity; pyridoxal phosphate binding.